CAUGUCCUAUCGGAUUUAUGUUUAUAAUGGCAGUUGAUUACUGUGUGACUUGUAAUAACAAUUGGUAUGGUGACAAAUGUCUAAGGGAAUGUAACUGUUUUGUUGGACAAAGGUGUGACAAUGUUCUAGGAUGCAUAAAUGAAACUACACAAACAGCAUCUAACCUCUCAACAACUUGGAACACAGAGUAUGUGACACAAAUUGGAAUAAACUCGAUCGAAACCGUUGAUGAAUUGGAAAUUACAAAUCCUACUCCAACUAAAGACAUCAAUAAUGGGCCUUUAGACAAGGAAAUAGUUCUAUAUUCAGUUGUUAUUGCCUGUUUCUUAGUAAUAUUAGGACUGUCUUAUUUGGUUGUUAAAUACAGACAGAAGACUAAGAUAAAGAAACCAAAGAAAUUGACAAAAAUGACGAAGACGAGCGUCAUACGAUGA
This is a messenger RNA of Mytilus californianus (California mussel), 434 nucleotides long. RefSeq lists its product as uncharacterized. The transcript has 5 exons. The coding region runs from base 18 to 434 and encodes 138 amino acids. The record is from RefSeq and is a predicted model, not a curated record. NCBI's taxonomy places the organism in Eukaryota, Metazoa, Mollusca, Bivalvia, Mytilida, Mytilidae.